AUGUCGUCCCAGCCUGGCGGCAAGACAGCGAGGUCACCGUUGCCGGUGCUCGGGGAUCCUGCGCUCAGAGCAGCUGCGAGGACAUACACAUUGGCGCUCACCCUCUCACUUGGGCCCGCUCUUGUCCCCUUCAUCGCUCGACGCGGCACGGUCGGCAAAUUGCUUUAUGUUCUCAAGCGUGAACUUGGGCCGACCGGCUUUGCCUUCAGCAUGACCGCGGCGGUUAGCGGCGGUGCAUUGCUUCAGCGUCUCCUCGAUCGUUUGGCGCAUCCACGGGACGUUACCGCGGGCUCGGACGGCGGAAAAGGUCUGAAUCACUUGAACCUCAGCCGUUGGAUUGCCUCAUUGUCAUCGCGUCGGCGAGCAUUCAUUUGCAACAUGCUGUCAUCCCUUCUCACCGUCAUCUUGCUGCAGCGCGGUGCGCGAUACCGACGCCGCAUCAGGAAACGUCAAGACAUCCCAUUCACGCCAGAAAUCGGUGAUGCCGGGAAGGACGUGUCCCCCACGCUAGAGUUGACCUUGCUUUUCUUCGUCCGAGCAAUAGACGUGCUAGUGCAAUCCGGUUUGAGGGAUUGGCUAGCACCUAAGGGUUCGGGGCCGGAGUCGAAGUCAAGAAAGAGGGACAGACUCUUCAAAAAUCCGGAGCAGUUGACCGCUCACAUUGACGCCUUCGUGUUCUGGGCAUGUAGCGCGAGGAUCAUGUGGUGCUUUUUCUACAAACCACACGCGCUUCCGAAGGCAUACGUCAAGUGGAUCUCUAACCUCGCCGAUAUCGAUGAUCGAUUAAUACUUGCGCUCCGGUUCAUACGCUCGGGAGAGUGGUCUUACGUCCGGGGAUCGACUCCGACAUCUCACCCAAAGCUCGUCGAGGACCUCGCAUUCAAGGUCGGCUGUCCUCCCGCAUGGGGUAACCCUGCCUUGCUACCCGCAUAUGGCGGUCCCAAAGCCAAUGUCAUCUGGCGUGGUCUAGAUGUGCCAGGACGUGCUUGCGUCGGUGGUCUUCCGUGCGAAAUCGUGCACGGAGGAGAGGAGAUGCAUAGUUGUGCCGUCAACGCUGGACGGCGGGGAUUGAGAGCAUUCUUCGAUGCGCUGAAGAUAUAUAUUCCUGUGCACAUCCUGCCGGUUCUCAUUUCGCGCCCAGCGCAUCUUCUAGACCCACACUCCCUUCUACAUCGCGCCGCGGCCAUCGUCCGGAGCGCAUCCUUCCUCGCUUCAUUCGUUGGAUCCAUCUGGGUCGCCGUAUGCCUCACCCGGACCCGUUUGCUCGCGCGUCUCUUCCCCUACAUCUCACACGACUUUUGGGAUGGACCGCACGGAUGCAUCUUGGCGGGAUGCCUCGCAUGCGGCGGGAGCAUAUGGAUCGAGAAUGGCAGGAGAAGAGGGGAGAUGGCAUUGUACGUCCUCCCUAGGGCGAUCCGAUCUUGUUUGCCGGGCACUUGGAUCAGGUCCAGAGGCUCUAUCGCUAAUGUGGCAGAGAGGCUUAUUUUCGCCGCGUCUCUUUCCUCGCUCCUUACUGCAGCAGUUCACGGGCCCAAUUCCCUGCGGGGACUGUCUCGCUUAGCUUUGGCACUCCUCGUGGGCAGCCCUGAAAAGGAUGCGGGAAACCCACGGUCGGAUGAUUCAACACCAACUUGA
This is a messenger RNA of Punctularia strigosozonata HHB-11173 SS5, 1635 nucleotides long. RefSeq lists its product as uncharacterized. The transcript is spliced from 5 exons. Lineage: Eukaryota; Fungi; Basidiomycota; Agaricomycetes; Corticiales; Punctulariaceae. The record is from RefSeq and is a predicted model, not a curated record. Bases 1 to 1635 code for a protein of 544 amino acids.